AGUCUGUGGGAGGCUGUGAUUCAGGUCUGAUCGAGUCCGUUAAAACGUUUGCCGACGUGGCCAAGUGAGGGAUCUUUCCCAGCCAGUAGCGACAUUGUCAAGUGGUUUUCAGUUGAUCCUACUGAAAACACUGAAGAAGGAAAACAGAGUGUGAAGAAUUUCAGGAAGGAAUUUGCGUUGUUGCCUGUUCGCAGACGGAGAGAGAGUUCGGUACAGUUUCUCUAGUAGUGGUGCACCGACGACGACAGCGAAAUUGUGCGCGAUCUGGUGGGCGAGAAUUUUUCACGUAGGCUGCUCCGCAGAGAGGCUGUGAAUUUUGUGCGGAAAAGGUUUUUCUUUUCAAGUGGAGUUUGCUAGUCAGUUUCAAGUGGAUAAGGUGAAAACUCAAAUCGAAGAAAAAUGUCUGAUUUGGAGGAAAUUGGUGAUAUGAGCAAUUUUGAUGCGUGGCUAGAGAAAGAUUUCCUGAGCAAAAUCAGCCGGCUGGAGACGGAAUGUGAGGAUUCGAGAGAGAAGAUCAAGACGUUGGACAAGGAUCUCAAGAAAAAGACCAUUGAAUGUGAUAUUUUGAGGGCAAAAGUAGGCAAGCUGGAAACGGUGCCGUCGAAUAAUGCAGCUUCCACAGAAAAGAUCGAGAUUUUGGAGAAAGAGCUCAAGAGGAAAACUAUGGAGCUUGAUAUCCUGAGAUCAAAGCUGUCUAACGCCGAAGCAAAACCAGAGGGAUCGCAAGACCUGGCUGAAAGGGUGAAACAGUUGGAGAAGGAAUUAAAGAAGAGGAUAAUCGAGAAUGGAAUACUAAGGGGCAAGCUUACAGACAUGGAUUCAGAACCCCAAACUCCCGAUGCACAGGAAAAAGUUGAUGAACUGGUUCGAGGUCUUCAGCGGACGGAAAGUGUAGUGCUGAAGGAGAAGGUUAGGGAACUUGAGGGCGAUCACGAGGCAUCAGAGAGAACCGGCGAGCUUGAACGAGAACUAAAGAAAAAGAAUAUCGAAAGCGACAUUCUUCGAUCCAAGCUGAAACAAUUUGAAAACACCCCUGCAUCCGGUCAAGAGUCAAGCGACAAAAUCAGAGAUUUGGAGAAAUUGGUGCGGAAGUAUCAGAUCGAAGCUGAUAUUUUGAGAGCCAAAGUUACAUCUAUGGAAAGCGAUGCCGCCAACAAGGAUGAAGACGAGUCUAAUGAACGGAUUGAGGAUUUGGAAAAAGGUCUUCAGAGGAGCACAACUGAAGGAAAUAUGUUGAGAGCCAAAAUGCGAAUGUUUGAAAGCGAAUCCAGUGCUGCAUCGGAUUCCAAAAAUGAGAAAAUUGAGGAGUUGCAGCGUGGUUUGAAGAAGAGCACCACAGAAAGUACUAUAUUGCGUUCGAAGUUGAACGAGUUGGAGAACAAGCAAACAGCAUCCGGCGCAAGCAUGUACAAGGUAGAGCAACUUGAAGCUGAGUUAAAGAAAAAGAACAUUGAAAAUGACAUUCUAAGAUCUAAAGUAGAGCAGUUGGAACGAGUUCCACUGGCAGAUAGUCCAGCGAAUGCAAAAGUUGAGGAGCUUCAAAAGGAGGUAAGGAAGCUGAAGAUUGAAAACGAUAUUCUGCGUUCGAAGCUAAAUCACGCUGAGGAAGAGCCGACAGAAUCACAAGAAUCUACAGAUCGCAUAACUGGGCUUGAAAAUGAAUUGAAGAAACGCGUUAUUGAAAGCGAUAUUCUUAGGGCAAAGGUGACUCAGCUGGAGUGUGAGCUGUCGCCCACCAAAAACUCUGGAGAACGCAUUGAAGACCUUGAAAGUGAGCUGAAGAAAAAGAUGCUCGAAAACGACAUUCUCAAAUCCAAGGUCACUCAACUGGAAGGGGAAGUACUUGCAAGUCAGUCCAAUGGCAAAAAGGGUGAAUCACAGGAAUUGAAGAAGCUCAAAGAAAAACACGAGGAAGUGUUGAACAAAGCCAAAGAACUGCUAUUCGAACGCACCAAAACAGUUAAAACUCAGGAAAUGCAAAUCAAGGCACUCCAGAAUCAGAUAGAAAACAUCAAGGAAGUCGUGACGGUCACGAAGGAUAUGCUCAACAUUCGAAAUAUGGAGCACGAACAGUUACAGACCCGCUUCGAGAACAUUGACAGUAAAAUGAAGGCUGAACGGGAGCGACAGACGCUUCUUGAAAAGAAACUGGCCGCCUCCCAGAAGCUGUACAACGAUCUGAGGGAAGAAUAUACCAAGCAGGUGGAUCUCUUCAAGACUACGGCGCGGCAAGCUGGCCUAGACUUUCCCGUAGCAAAAAAAUAGGUCUCUCUCACUUGUCAUUCUCGCACUCCGGGAUACAGCAUCGAUCGGAGAAAAACGCAUUCGGAGCACCCACUAACUACCAUUGCUGCUUCUUACUAUACUAUGUGUAUUUACUAGCGCACCAAACUACCACAGCCACAUACUACGUGUUAUUAUUAGUCACGCUCUGCCAACCAACCCACUUGCUUCUGCAUCUUGUAGCAUCGUGUGGAAUGGUGGUGGUAGAUGGACGAUGCAAAUAAAAUGCGGUAUACUGCAAAUGAAGAACGAUUUUCCUUUCCGUUGCAUCUCCUUUCGUCCAGUUUGAAGUUUCCCCUUUUCCGGUGCCAGCUCCAAGUCGCCUCAUUCUAGAUUUUCCUUUUCAUUUUAAUUGCAACCGCGGUGCUGUGUGAUGCUAAAAGGACAUCCAAAAAUGCUACACCGAAAAGAUCGAGCUCAUCAAAGAAGAAGUCGAGCAGGUCCGUAACGGAAGGAAGUAAUGGCCAUACCAACAACAAAGCAAACAACGUCGGCAGCAGUGGCAGUGCCCUCCUCCAUCCAGACGAAAUACGACCGGGCAACAGUUUUACCUUUCGAGAAAAUUCCAACGCAGAAGCUGAACCACCACAGAUGAGAAGCUGUAACUGUUGCCGGACAUCGUAAGCCGAGACCAUUAGUUUUUAUUCACUUUCCCGCAUAAACGUAAUAUUUCAAACCAUCAUGAUGAGGUAAACUAGAUCACGGCUGUAGUAUAGCUAGGUACCCAGUACUAUACUCCCACCCACAUCGACCAACCCACGCAGCAAACGAAAUAUCCAUUUUAUCUUAUUACUUACAUUGCUGAUGGAAGAACACUGCGUUGUGUCGAAAUUAGGGUAAGAUUAAAUAAACAGGCACAAUGAUACGUUAGUAGAUCCAAGAAAAGAUCGUUAGGCAAGCCGAGUAAUGGGAAACAUAUAUGAUAGGAACCUAUAAUGGGAUUUGUAAACGAAAGAAGAACACUUUGAAGUUGGAACAAUUCAAAACAAAGCUUUAGCGAAAGAAAGUGAACAGUCUUUAUGAGCCUCAUAUCCU
Aedes aegypti (yellow fever mosquito) is the source of this 3318-nucleotide messenger RNA. Its product is annotated as centrosomal protein of 83 kDa. NCBI's taxonomy places the organism in Eukaryota, Metazoa, Arthropoda, Insecta, Diptera, Culicidae. The transcript is spliced from 3 exons. The coding region runs from base 400 to 2265 and encodes 621 amino acids. The record is from RefSeq and is a predicted model, not a curated record.